Molecule: messenger RNA, 264 nt
Organism: Komagataella phaffii GS115
Lineage: Eukaryota; Fungi; Ascomycota; Pichiomycetes; Pichiales; Pichiaceae
Exons: 1
Coding region: 1-264 (87 amino acids)
Source: RefSeq, a predicted model, not a curated record
AUGCUGGAUGCUGAAAGCUGCAGAAUAAGAAACUGCAUAGCUAACUCUUGGCGGAAUUGGUCUUCGGUUGUUGAAGUGGCCACUUUUGCAUUUGAACUGAUACCAACUCGUAGAUACAUAUUGUCACGUUUAAUCCAGCUUGAUGUCCUCAUUUAUUAUGUUUUCAGUGUCACUCAAUAUGCAUUUAAAAGCCAACCACCGUGUUUCCAGCAUGAAGCAGAACCAUUUGCCAUCUGCCCUCCCCCCCUUUCGGCGUUGAAAUAA